AUGUUAUUUUAUGGUUUCCUUAAUAAAACGACUAUAACAUUGCAUCGUGGUCAUUAUCAGCAAUUUUCUCUUUCACAUUUAACAUUAGAAGUCUAUUCAGAUAUGGAAUUCUAUGCAAUUGAGUACUUAUUCAAACACUUAUCGAAACUUGAACAUUUAACAUUUAAAUCCACAGAGACUAGCAGGUUCUGUGAUGGGACUCGUUGGAAACAAAUAUUAUCAACGUUGAUUAAAUUGAAAACAUUUAAUUUAUUUAUGGAAAUUUAUAAUGCACCAAGGUGGCUUAAGAUGGUUGACGUUUUAAUAUCAUUUCAAACUGCAUAUUACCGAGAUCACAAAUGGAAUUUUGAAUAUGUUAUUCAUAAAAAACUAGAUUAUUUUCGGUUUUAUUCAUUACCAUAUUAUGAGAAUAAAAUGUGUAUUGAUUAUGAAAUAUUUGAAACAAAAUCAACAAGGUAAAACUUUCUUAUGAACUAUUCACAAAUAAAUAUAUCAAUUUUCUUCGCGUCACUUAGAUAUUACCGCUUUUUCAACUAUUGAUGGUAGCUAAAUCAGGCCAUUCCACUAACGAGGGAAUCACCCGAGGUGAU
Molecule: messenger RNA, 590 nt
Organism: Didymodactylos carnosus
Lineage: Eukaryota; Metazoa; Rotifera; Eurotatoria; Philodinida; Philodinidae
Source: the annotation of a GenBank genome assembly